UGGGUCUGUGUCUACGCUGGCGGUUUGCGCACCUCACAUUCCGGCUUCCAAUGGCCGAACCCUCCCACCCAAUUUCCCCGAAAAUCAUCUGAAUUUUCCAAUCAAGAGGGGCCCGGAGAUGCCGCUCUCGUUUUUCUAACAAGAGCACAAAAAAAUCGAAUCUUGAAUCCGCCGCGACACCCACCGGCAAUGGCCGACACCGCCGCGGCCAGACCCGUGAUGGCGAAGAGCCUCAGCAAGAAAGAUCUGCUGGGUGGGCUUCUGUUGGGCCGAUACGAAAUCGGGAAACUCCUGGGCCACGGGAGUUUCGCCAAGGUGUACCAAGCCCGGAACGCCAAGACCGACGAGAGCGUCGCCAUUAAAGUGAUCGACAAGGAGAAGGUUCUGAAGGUCGGCCUCAUCUCCCACAUCAAGCGGGAGAUCUCGAUUCUCCGGCGGGUCCGCCACCCCAACAUUGUCCAGCUCUACGAGGUCAUGGCCACCAAAUCCAAGAUUUUCUUUGUCAUGGAAUUCGUCAGAGGCGGCGAGCUCUUCAACAAGGUCGCCAAAGGGAGGCUGAAAGAAGACGCUGCCCGUAAGUAUUUUCAGCAGCUCAUCUCUGCCGUCGCGUUUUGCCACGCCCGCGGCGUCUACCACCGGGAUUUGAAGCCGGAAAACAUUCUGAUCGACGAGGACGGGAAUGUCAAGGUUUCUGAUUUCGGGUUGAGCACCAUUUCUGAGCAGAUCAAGCAGGACGGGCUGUGCCACACGUUCUGCGGCACGCCCGCUUAUGUUGCUCCUGAGCUAUUGGCUCGGAAGGGUUACGAUGCAGCUAAGGUGGACAUAUGGUCUUGUGGGGUAAUUUUAUUUGUGCUGAUGGCCGGUUAUUUACCAUUUCAUGAUCAAAAUGUGAUGGCAAUGUACAAGAAGAUUUACAAGGGUGAUUUUAGGUGUCCCAGAUGGUUCUCUCACGAACUGGUCCGAUUCUUGACCCGAUUGCUCGACACGAAUCCGUCAACGAGAAUGACCAUCCCGGAUAUAAUGGGCAACAAGUGGUUCAAGAAAGGGUUCAAGCAUGUCCAGUUUUACAUUGAGGAUGACAAACUGUGCAAUGUGGUUGAUGAAGCAGAGACGAACGAUUUGAUUGAUUCUUUGUCCGAUUUAUCCGAAUCGGAGUCAGAGAUAGAGAGCAGGAAGAGGCUGAACAGCUUGCCCAAGCCCACUAGUUUGAAUGCAUUUGACAUUAUUUCGUUUUCGAGGGGCUUUGAUUUGUCUGGGCUAUUCGAGGAGGGGUCCGACGGGGGGAGGUUCAUUUUAGGGGCACCUGUGUAUAUGAUUGUGAACAAACUGGAAGAGAUUGCAAAGGUGGUGAGUUUCAAAGUGAGGAAGAAAGACUUCAGGGUGAGUUUGGAAGGGUCUAAGGAGGGCGCGAAGGGGCCAUUGACAAUAGCUGCUGAGAUCUUUGAGCUGACGCCGUCUUUGAGAGUUGUCGAAGUGAGAAAGAAAGGAGGCGAUAGGGCGGAGUACGAAGAAUUUUACAACCAGGAACUCAAACCCGGCCUUCAGCGCUUGAUGUCUGAAGAUGCUUCUUCUGAUUCUCCACAUUUUCCUUCAGAUUCUGAGUAGUAUGUCCCCUCUCCCUAUGCCUUUUUUUUGUUUGUGCAUGAAUUUCUGCUUAGCCUUUGUAUAAUGCUCAAGCAAUUAGUGAUUUGCACAAAAUUUGAAAAGCAAAAUCACAUUAUAUCUGCUUCACCGGAACGGUGCUUUAUGUGGAAAAUGGUGCUGGGAAAAAGCAGAAGUUGACAUGCCAAACAUGCUAUGUGACUAGUAUCGAAACACUCUCUUUAGUAAAGAUGGUUUUGCCAUUUAAUCUUUUGGCUUCUAUGUUUUAGUAGCCAAACUGGUUCACUCAAAUAAGUACAUUGUUGACAGGAAGCUGUGUAUCUGGCUGAUGAAUGUGUUCUUCAAGGGAGAAGUGAAGCAAAACCUCCCAAGGAUCAUACACCCAGUCAGGAGGCUCAACCUG
This is a messenger RNA of Cuscuta campestris, 2005 nucleotides long. Lineage: Eukaryota; Viridiplantae; Streptophyta; Magnoliopsida; Solanales; Convolvulaceae. The record is from the annotation of a GenBank genome assembly.